AGGGAGGUUUAGGUCUCUCUCUUGGAGGGCGUCUUUGCGCGUUCCCUCCGCUCCUCUGCUGUCAUCUCCGUGGCCCCUGAGAGCCUAUCACUCUCCUCCCUGGGGCUGCGGGCCGACGGCAGCUGACAGAGCGUUGGGCACCUCACCCCGGCUCCCCGCCCCCCCGCUCCGUUGCCCCGCCUGCGCCAGGCUGGGCGGCGGGGUCAGGGGCCGAGCGGAGCGGGGCUAAAUUCUCAGCUUCUUGGUGGCAAAAAAGAAAGAAAAGCACACCACUUCUCAGGAAAAACACAGCUUCCUUGGAGGACCACUGCCCAAGGACCCCGUUAGUUAUCAUUUAGUAUGGAAGAAGAUGAGUUCUUUGGAGAAAAAACAUUCCAGCACUUUUGUGCAGAAUUCAUUAAGCAUUCACAGCAGAUAAGUGAUGGUUGGGAAUGGAGAACUUCGAAGGAUUGUUCUGAAGGCUACAUGUGCAAAACACAAUUUCAAAUGAAACCUGGGACACUGGUAUCACAUCCGGGAACAUCUGCCCAUGUCCAGACAUGUCUUCCCGUGGAGGAGGCUUUAGAACUACCCCCGGAUGAUUUUGAAGUGACUGAGACCACAGCGGGAAUUGAAGUGGUUAAAUACGAGUAUCACGUCUUAUACUCCUGCAGCUACCAAGUGCCUGUGCUUUACUUUAGGGCAAGCUUUUUAGAUGGAAGACCUUUAGCUCUGAAGGACAUAUGGGAAGGAAUCCAUGAGUGUUACAAGUCACAGCUGCGGCAGGAGCCAUGGGACACCAUUACCCAACAGGAGCACCCAGUGCUGGGACAGCCCUUCUUUGUACUUCAUCCCUGCAAGACGAAUGAAUUCAUGACUCCUGUGUUAGAGAAUUCUCGAAAAAUCAAUAGGAGUGUCAACUAUAUCACGUCAUGGCUGAGCGUUGUAGGGCCAGUUGUUGGGCUGAAUCUACCUCUGAGUUAUGCCAGCAUCGCCUCUCAGGAUGAAUGAAGUGUCCCUUGACAAGGUAAAAAGGAAAGCCUGUGCUGAAUGUUUUGCUAUUAUAAAGAUCCUGUUGUCUCUGUUGCACUUGGGGUCCCUACUGGCCCCAUCAAAUAUUAAGUUUUCUUUCAUCUUUAAUAAUUAUGGCUGAAUAUGAACUGUUUGUUUAGGUUCCUGACCAACCUGUGCCCAAGCAUUUAGGAAGCAUUGGACUUUGCUAUAAUAACAUUCACCCAACUACAGGAGUGGAAGAUUUUAUUUCAGAAUUGUUAUUCUUGAAAUACGUCUUUACUGUUCAGUUAACCUUCUUUUAUUCUCUUAGCUUUUGUUUUGUUCUUGUUCUUCACUUUCUUCCAUUGAGCCAAAGAAUCUAGAAAUCGCAGCAUGAAGAACACCAAAAGCGUACCUGGCCAGCCCUGGUUUUAACAGGACAGAUACCAUGCACUAGUUCAACUCACCAAGAUUUUGACAUGGAUUUAUUUUUCCACUGGAAGCAAAUUCUGCAGUAACCAACAGGCUGUGUCCCUCAUCUAGAAGAACUGUUGGUUUGGAGUUGCUUGCUUUGUUUUUCAUUUUAUCUUGCCAGGGGCUGAAACUAAGACAAAAAUACAAUUGUCUCUUUAGAGAAUCUAGAUUCGCGUCUAUUAAUGUGGGAUAUACUUCAGGGUCACCUGAGAAUCUUUUAUGACUGCAAAUGCUGGGGUCAACCUCCUGGAACAGUCUCUCUGGAGUGAUUAUGACACACUUGCUUUUGGAGAACCUCUGAUCUGGAUGUACUGUUGGUGUGGUAUUUAUUCGUAUUGUUUGGGUCUCCCAACAGGCCUUUUCUAAUUCUGUGUAUAGCUCCAACAAGCUGGACGUACUUCCUAACACUGGGCAUUGCCCUGCGCCUCCUGGUCGGUAGGAAUAUCCAGGAGAUGUGUGUCUGCGAGGCAGUCUGCUCAGAGCAAGCAGUCGGGAAGAGGGGAUUAUCUGCUGGCCACUCACAGAAGACUGUGCUUGUGCUUUUAGUCUGUAGGUUGGGGCUGAUCUCUCACACAAGGAGCUGAAGUAGAGAACGGGUUAAUUCAAACUGCUGGAAAAGCUAAAAGUAAACUUUAAAAUGCUGAGCUGCACAUAUUCAUGCUGGGAUGAGAGCCUGCUUACAUGCUUGCUGGGUAUUUUGGUAUUUACCACUUAACAUCUUUUCAACUUCUUCAGGGAUUCCCACCCCCCCCACCCAACUCUCCCUAAUGUAAACACAGAGCUCUCAGCAAGUCAUUUCUCAGACCAUGCCAUUCCUAGGGUAAACAAAACAAAACAAAGCAAAACAACUAAAUAAAGUAUAAUAAUAUGUUGUCUGGAUGAUGUACUUGUCUGGUAAUAAUAGUUAUCCUUUGCUAACAGGUUCUGAGAUGAUAGUAGUCAGUCACUGUAGGGACAGCGGGUAGGUUUUGUGUUGGUGUUGGUGUUGGUGUUGUUUUUAAGUUAAUUUUUUUCCCCUCUGAUUGAUGAAGACCUUAAAACUCAUCAGGAGCAUGAAAAAGUUCUGAAAAGGUCUCUUCUAGAUUCUAGAGACCUCCCUCCCCAGAAAGAUCCCUUUCCUCAGGCUACUCUCUUCCUUUUCAGAAUAUUUCCACUUAACAAAAAAUUUUAAUUUUUGGUUGAUAAAAAUUUCCAUUUUUGAGAAUGCAGCUAUAUAACAGACUGUUAUCCCAACAGUCAUAAAACAUUAGAAAAUAUUUUGUUUUCUCAAAGUAACAGUUCUUACUCUGCAAUAUGAGGCUUUUGCCUCUGGGUUUCUUCUCCAGUUAAUAUAAUGCAAAACCCCUUCAAGCAGAAAUAAGGCUGGUUAAAACUGCUUCCAGCCAAUAUCCUGAACUCUGCUUUUGUGUAGCAUUGGAAAACUUCCUUCACCUCUUUGGUCCUCAGCCGUGUGAUUCGUGAGAGCAACUGCAAUUCUCGGGUCUGUGAAAUACAAGUGUAGAGAUCUAGACUGUGAGUUUGGUUAGCUGCCAGCUGUGUGACUUGGGCUAAUUGUCCUCAUCUUCGUCUUUUACCAUCUCUAUGUUUAAAGUCCCUGAAUACCCAUCCCACCCACCUACCAGGAGCCAGGAGGAGACCAAAAUGGAAAGUCCUCCUGAAUGCGCUUCAUAACCAGCACAAUGGUGCAUGGAGGAAGAGGGAUGAGGGAUAAUUGGUCCCUUGCUCCUUUUCAGCGUCAGCAGACCCUCCGAGCUCAUUUCAGCCUUGAUUCCUCCCGACACACAUGGGCCCCACAUUCUUAUCUGACGGUUGUUCAUGCUGGUUCCCACCUGGAAAUGCUUUCUUCUCCAUCUCUCUACUCGAGUCCCAACCUACUCCAGGAAAUGCACUCUUACCAAGCCAUCUCUAACCAACCUGCCCCUUCGUUACUUACUAUACUUAGUCAUAUCAACAUUUAAUUGUCUCCCUUUCACUCUGAUUUCUUUCCCACACCUUAAUGAUGAAUAAUAAGUAACUUACCCACUUCUUCUUCCUUUUUUUUUUUUUUUUUCCGGUAUGUUGUGAGGUGGCAUGCAGAGAAGAGUUGCUGCCUGCCCCUCGUAAGUGAUCUGGGAAUGGCUGUCAGUCCAGGGAUUUGACUGGGUGGGUGAGAAGCUGUGUUAACCGUUCAGUACUAGCUUACAGACUAGGAGUUAAAAAACAAAACUAACCAUCCUCCUAACACAGAUGUAUUAGAUAAAGAGGAAAAAAAAAAAAGACGCUAAAACUGGGUUUUUGCAUCCAUUUUUCCUAAGAUUUCCUAAGAUUUUCUCUUAAGAUAUGAGAAAAUGGAGGUCUGCAUUGUCACAACCAGCUCUUACAUAAUUCACAGAGCUGAUAUUCCAGUGUGUUGGGGUUUUUAUUUUUUUACGAUUAAAAUGUGAGUGUAAGAAUAUACAAAUACUCACUCCAGCAGAUACCUAUUGAGUUCCUCUUAUAUACUGAGUCCUAGGCUACCUGCCAGGGGUGAUAUGCAGAAGGACAUGACCCUGGCUCCUAAGAAUGCCCCUAGUCCACUGGAAAAGUCAGACAAGAAGAUUCAGGGACAGAAGGUUGUGCUGUGGCAAAGGUGUGCAAAGCAAGCACGCGGGGAGGUCCGUAGAAGAGGAAUGUGAGUGGAGUCGUGACAAGCUUAGGAUUUAGCUAGGUCAAGAAUGCAGGAAAGCCCUUGAAAAUGCAUGGGGAAAUGGUCAGGAGUUAGGUUGGCUAGCAGAACUAGUGAGAUUGGCUAGCAGAACUGGGGCUGGGUCUGGAGGAAAUCGAUUGCCACGCUGAGAAUUUGCAUUUGGUCUGAAAACCAGAAAAAGCCACUGAGAAUUCAAGUAGAGGAGGUGAAGUGAUCAUAUGUGCAUUUUAGAAAGAUUCUGUAUCUUUAAAAUGACAAUUGCAUAUAACUAACCACACACGUACUUUGUCAGUUUUUUCACCAGCAGGUUCUGGCCCACAGGCUUUAGAAGGUUGGAGUGGGGGAUGUGCUGGGAGUAUGCCAAGGACAUUUUUCAAUAUUUGCCCAGGGUCUUCCAAAACAAAACUGCCAGUGUCCUGAAAAGCCUGAGUCUUGGCUGUGUUACCUGGGGCAAUUCACUCUACCUCUCUGAGCCUCUCUUUCCGAAUGUAUUAAAUGGAAGGAAGUGUAUUAGAUCAUGUAAAAUCCAGUUACUAGUUUAUGACCUAUAUAUAUGCUUUUAUGAAA
Molecule: messenger RNA, 4678 nt
Organism: Neogale vison (American mink)
Lineage: Eukaryota; Metazoa; Chordata; Mammalia; Carnivora; Mustelidae
Gene: ATG10
Product: autophagy related 10
Exons: 9
Coding region: 340-990 (216 amino acids)
Biological process (GO): protein lipidation; macroautophagy; protein modification by small protein conjugation
Cellular component (GO): intracellular anatomical structure
Molecular function (GO): Atg12 transferase activity
Source: RefSeq, a predicted model, not a curated record